This is a messenger RNA of Populus euphratica (Euphrates poplar), 606 nucleotides long. RefSeq names its product leucine-rich repeat extensin-like protein 3. The record is from RefSeq and is a predicted model, not a curated record. The transcript has 2 exons. Lineage: Eukaryota; Viridiplantae; Streptophyta; Magnoliopsida; Malpighiales; Salicaceae. Bases 26 to 457 code for a protein of 143 amino acids.
GAACGACGGAAAGAAACAGAAAAGAAUGGUAGACUUGGUGGUGGAAGGUGCCAUGAAACCAUUACUCAUCGCCUUAAUGGUUUUGCUUACCAGGACGGGCUUUGCCUUCUCUCCCACGAAUGCCAGGCCACUACUUAGCCAGCAAACAUCCCAAUCCCUAAACGGAAUACCCUUUUACCAUAUACACGGCCCACCGCCACCACCUGCCAAGGGUGCCAAUGUUUUUUCUAGCCCCCCACCACCACCCCUUGUCCCCAAGGGUGCUAUUUUCUUUGCUAGCCCGCCACCACCCCCAAUCCCCAAGGGUGCUAUUUUCUUUGCUAGCCCGCCACCACCCCUAAUCCCCAAGGGUGCCAUUUUCUUUGCUAGCCCGCCACCACCGUCUCCCAGGCCUGCCAGUACUGGACCCUCUAAAGACCAGUCUCCUUCCGAGAUACCUUCACCGCCAUCAUUUUAAAUCGGGGGUAAUUAAUGAGGGCCCGAAUAUUGUGCUAUAUAGUUGAGUGCUAAUGCAACGUCCUGGCAAUCGUGUUAGCAAACCAAGCAUUAUUUAUAGCAAUUAUUUUUGUUCUCAUCGAUUGAAUAUUGUAUGCCCGUGUGUUCCAA